Porites evermanni is the source of this 393-nucleotide messenger RNA. NCBI's taxonomy places the organism in Eukaryota, Metazoa, Cnidaria, Anthozoa, Scleractinia, Poritidae. The record is from the annotation of a GenBank genome assembly.
AUGGUUAAUACCUCCAACCUUCUCUUUCUUCAUCAUUCCUUUGUGAGGCGUUUACAGACAUUCCUCACCGAACAUCAUGAAAGGUGUGCCACUCACAACAUGAACUUGCCUCACGAAAAUGUAUCUUUUCUAGGCAUUGGCGGUAGAACCAUCUCUAAGAAGCUGUCAUUUGAUUUGGACAAAAUUAAGGCUUUUCAGCCAAAGAUUAUCAUUUUGGAACUGGGAACUAAUGAUCUGUGUGUGAUGGGGCAGCGCCCUGAAUCUGUUGGUUCAGAUAUUGAACAUUUAGUUCAAGUCCUCCAUGAUCACUGUGGAGCAGAAUUUAUAACGAUAUGCCUAGUAAUUUACCGGUCUGCUAUUUCUCCACACGACCCGAUUUCAGCCACAAAGUAG